Molecule: messenger RNA, 1200 nt
Organism: Brassica oleracea var. oleracea
Lineage: Eukaryota; Viridiplantae; Streptophyta; Magnoliopsida; Brassicales; Brassicaceae
Exons: 1
Coding region: 1-1200 (399 amino acids)
Source: RefSeq, a predicted model, not a curated record
AUGGGCUCUGAAUAUGAUGCUCAAAUAAGACAUCGCACUUGGGAUCUGGUUCCUCCUGACCCGUCUUAUAAACUUGUCGGCACCAAGUGGAUUCAUCGCAUAAAGAGACUUCCUAACGGCAAGAUCGACAAGUACAAAUCCAGGUUUGUUGCAAAAGGGUGUCACCAGAGACCAGGAGUAGACUACGCAGAGACUUUUAGUCAUGUAAUAAAGGCAGCUACGGUUCGACUUGUUCUUGGUCAGGCAGUGGCUCGUGGCUGGUCUCUUCGUCAACUUGACGUCAAUAAUGCGUUCCUACAAGGAAACCUCAAUGAAGAUGUCUACAUCGCUCAACCUGCUGGCUUCGUUGAUCGUGACAAGCCUCACUAUGUCUGCAAACUACGUAAAGCCUUGUAUGGCUUAAAACAAGCUCCACGAGCUUGGUACCUGGAGAUGGAGCUGCGCACGUUUCUUCUUGCCUCUGGCUUCACCAAUUCUCUCGCUGAUGCAUCGCUUUUCAUCCUCAAUAGUCUUGGAGUCACGCUUUAUGUUCUCAUUUACGUCGACGACAUUGUUAUCACUGGAAACGACACCAAAGCGAUUGACAAGUUUAUAGCGCAGCUGGGUAAUCGUUUCUCCCUUAAAGACAUGGGUGAUCUGAACUAUUUUCUAGGCAUUGAAGCGCACAGAAUAGGAUGUGGCCUCCUCCUCAUACAACAGAAAUAUAUCACUGAUCUUCUAGCUCGCUGCAACAUGCUUGAUGCUACUCCGGUUUCAACACCAAUGUCACCCUCUCAUUCAUUGCAACUCACCUCCGGUCGUGCUCUGCCUGAUGGUCGUGAAUAUCGUACCAUUGUGGGUAGUCUGCAGUAUCUACACUUCACGCGCCCAGACGUUGCUUUUGCAGUAGAUAAACUGUCUCAAUUCAUGCACUGCCCAACAUAUGAACAUUGGCAAGCAGCCAAACGUGUUCUACGUUAUCUCUCUGGCACACGAGAUCAAGGUAUUUUUCUUCGGAGCAACAACACCUUGAAUCUUCAUGCCUUCUCUGAUGCUGACUGGGCUGGUAAUCGGGAUGAUUAUACUUCAACGGGUGCCUACAUUGUCUAUCUUGGCUCUCAUCCGGUUGUCUGGUCUUCCAAGAAGCAGAAAACACCAGCUCGCUCCUCUACGGAGGCGGAGUACAGAUCUGUUGCGGAUACUGCUGCUGAACUCUGUUAG